UUCCAAUCCUCGAAAGUAGAAAAAUAAAUAAAAAGUAAUACGGUAGUCACCCCAAAUCCCUACAUAUAAUGAAACUGAUUUAGUUUGUUGUUCGAAUUUCAUAGUCCCUGCUGAUGUAACAAAUUUGAAACUCAUUUCAGAAUGGCUGCCUCUGUCUCACCAUUGCUACUCUCAUUCUCUUCUACUACGAACAACACCCAUCUCAAAUUUAAGACUCUAAUUACCCAAAAGAAACAAUCUUUUAUCAAGUCAAACCCAAUCUUGAAAUUUCACACUUGCCAUUACAAUCGCCUCCCGGCAGCUCCCUUCACUGCAAUUGGAGCUCAGUCUUCAAUUGGGUUUGUUGAUUCAACAGAAGACGACGAGAUAUUGUUGCCAUCGUGCGAUGAAAAGCCGGUCAAGUUUCUCUUCUGGGUUGUGUUUUGGGCUUCUGUUUCUCUUGCUUGGUUUGCAGGUUGUAGAGAUGCUAAUGCAGCUCUUGAUUCUAUCAAAGCUUCCAAUUUUGGGUUAAAGAUUGCUAAUUCUCUUCGAGGUUUCGGUUUGCCGGAUGAGGCCGUUGUCUUUGCUCUUGCUACACUUCCGGUGAUUGAGCUUCGCGGCGCCAUUCCCGUUGGUUAUUGGUUGCAACUUAAGCCCAUAACUGUAACAGCUCUAUCUAUUACUGGGAACAUGGUUCCUGUGCCUUUUAUUAUACUUUACUUGAAGAAAUUUGCCUCCUUCGUUGCCGGAACGAAUCAGUCAGCGUCUCGGUUUCUCGACAUGCUGUUUGAGAAUGCCAAGCGUAAGGCUGGCCCUGUUGAAGAGUUUCGGUGGCUUGGUUUGAUGCUUUUCGUAGCUGUUCCUUUCCCUGGUACUGGGGCCUGGACUGGAGCCAUUAUAGCUUCAAUUCUUGAUAUGCCGUUCUGGGAAGCUGUAUCAGCUAAUUUUGUUGGUGUUGUACUGGCUGGACUCCUGGUAAAUUUAUUGGUCAACCUUGGUCUCAAGUAUGCCAUCAUUACUGGUAUCCUCCUCUUCUUGAUAUCCACUUCUAUGUGGAGUAUUCUUCGGAAUAUUAUGAAGUCGUUGAACUCAUCAAGAUGAUAUUCCGUCCGGUGAUUUCUCUAGGAACUGUGAAGUUACGGUUUCUGUUUCGUAAAUCAUGGAUUCUGUCUCCUGAUGGUAGCAUAGAUCGCAGCCUUUGAUGAGCAGGAAGUUGAUUUCACUUAUUAAGCUGUACAAAAUCAACUACAUUGUUCAGUUCUUUCUAGUUUUCAACUGCUCAGAGAGUAAUCUGAUAUUCACAAAUCACAUCUUGGAUAGGGGAGUUGUAGCUUUCAUGAGGUUGUAAUCUGAUGUUAACAUGGGAUUAUAUUUAGAAGAUCAAUAGUUUAUAUUA
Messenger RNA from Mercurialis annua (annual mercury), 1375 nucleotides. RefSeq lists its product as uncharacterized. The transcript is spliced from 2 exons. Lineage: Eukaryota; Viridiplantae; Streptophyta; Magnoliopsida; Malpighiales; Euphorbiaceae. Gene Ontology annotation, cellular component: chloroplast. Bases 142 to 1080 code for a protein of 312 amino acids. The record is from RefSeq and is a predicted model, not a curated record.